This is a messenger RNA of Trypanosoma conorhini, 4344 nucleotides long. Its product is annotated as adenosine monophosphate deaminase-like protein. Lineage: Eukaryota; Euglenozoa; Kinetoplastea; Trypanosomatida; Trypanosomatidae. The transcript has a single exon. The record is from RefSeq and is a predicted model, not a curated record. The coding region runs from base 1 to 4344 and encodes 1447 amino acids. Gene Ontology annotation, molecular function: AMP deaminase activity. Gene Ontology annotation, biological process: AMP metabolic process; IMP salvage. Gene Ontology annotation, cellular component: cytosol.
AUGCCCAACGGCGCCCCCACGCCGACCGGGGCGGAGGCCAACCGCCAGCCCCCCGCCGCGGCGGAGGAGGCUGACGGCGACAUCAUCACGCGCCAGCUGUCACGCGCCCGCCUGUACGGCCGCAGCAGCAACACCAACGCCAACAAUCACAGCGCCACCCCGGCCACCUCCAGCACGGCUGCCAACAACAAGAAUGACGGCGGCGGCGACGGCCCCAGGUCCACCUACAAGAAGGUCUACAAGGUGAGCAUUGACGGCGACGACGGCGACAGAGACUUCCUCAAGUGCGCAGGGAUGAUAGCAGCCAUCAUAUCCUCGCGGCAGGCGUACAAGGGCUGCGACAAGGGCGAACUGGAGGUUUCCUUUGAGUCGGAUGCGCUGGACCUUUUCACGCAGCUGCAGGGCCAGCAAAGUGGGGAUGGGUGUGUGCUGAAGUUCGACGCCGGCGUGUACCGGUUUACCGGGAUGAAGACGGAGAUAGUGCCAUGGGAGACGUACGUGCGUGACGUCAAGGCGGUUUUCAGCGCCAUUGAGUCGGGCCCCUGUCUUUCCACCGCGAGGACGCGGCUCACCACAAUUGCUGAGAAGUCGCAGCUGUACUUUCUCUUGAAUGGCGGGGUGGAGCUGAGCUACAACAAGGACAUGCUCGGGGGCGGAGUGUACGCCAUCUGUGCGCGCGUCGACAACGCCGUGCACCUGCCGACCUCCGUGACGGUCCCGACGCUGCUGGACUUUAUCAUUACAACGGCGGUGGAGCAGCCGCGGACGCCGCUCUUCCACGACGAGCGGGGCAGGCUUGUCCACCUCAUGGAGUACUUGGAAAGCUGUGGGGUGCGGGACCCAAGUGAGAUCACCGGGCAGGGACUUGGGCUGCAGCCGCUGCCGCAGAGAAACAAGUUUCAGCAGUUCAACGUGCUAGACACAAACCUCAAUCCCUCCGGGAACUUUGGCGCCCACCUGCUGCAGGCAAUAUUCUCCACAACUGGGCCCAAAGACGGCGACCUCUUCGGCGCCCUCAUCCGUCCCGAGCUGGAGAAGCGGGAGUUCAAAGACCGGCAGGUGGUGGCGACCGAGAUACUCUUCCCGCUCUACGGCCAAAACGCCGAGGAACUGCAAAAGCUUGCGGCAUGGGUGCGGCGGCAGGGCUUUAACUCGUUCGAGCUGAACAUGUGGACGCUGUGCAUUCCACGCUCCGCACCGCUGCGUGGACCCAAUGAGCAGCCCGUCACAUGCGUCACCCUCGGUGACCAGUUGCGCCACAUCUUUUAUCCCAUGUUCAUGGCGACGCUUUACCCCAUGGACGUCGCCUGGGCGGACGUGGCCGCCCUGCUGCGCAAAACGGGCGCGAUCAGCAUUCGCCCUAAGCGCGUUUUUCACACUGAAAACUUCCUGUCCCAGGCUGUAGACCCCGACGACAUCAAGUACGGCGACGCGGUGAACGACCACUACUUCUUUUAUUACAUUUGGGCGAAUCUGGCCACACUUAACGCCCUCCGCACGCGUCUCGGCCUGAACACCUUAAAUUUUUCUCCCUCCGUCUUUGAGGUGGCGCCGGCGUACGAUCAGUUGGUGUCGAGCUUUCUCCUGGCGGAUGUGGUGUACCACGCCACCUCGCUGGAAAAGAGCUGGAUUAUGCAGUAUCUCUUUAUGUACUGCCGCAUCGGGGUCGUCAUGUCGCCGCUGCGGGACAACACGCUCCGUAUGUCCUACUUCGACCACCCCCUUGUGCGGUACCUGUCGCAGGGGCUGCUGGUGUCCGUGACCACCUCCGACCCGCUGUACUUUCACCACUCCGCCACCCCGCUGGUGGAGGAGUACGCCACCUUGAUGAAGCUGCACUCCCUGCUGCCGAUGGACGUCUGUGAGCUCGCACGCAACAGCGUGCUCAACAGCAACUUCCCGCUGGAGAUGAAGCGGCGGUGGCUGGGGGACGAGUUUCAGGUGGCCGUGAACCGGGGGAACGACAUCCGGCGCUCCGGCGUCUGUGACGCCCGUCUGGAGUUUCGCAGCGAGUGCCUCGUCCACGAGGAGACGGUACUGAACCUAGUUCUCUCGCAGGUCUGCAAAAAAGGCGAGCAGCCGGUGUCGCUCUCUUUUCUAUCCAUGCGAAACCCGGCCCGAAUGUCGGCAGAGGAGUCGCACCACUCGCGCGGGGGUUUGCGCCUCAACUACACGGAUUGGCGAGUGGUGUACCCGCGCAUUGACAUCGUUGGGGGCAAAAUCCAGGCCUCCGCCACCGACGCCGUGGAGCUGCUGCGCGACGUCAUCUCCCUGCGCACGAAGUACGUCAAAUCCCACGUCAUCGACAUCGAUGUGAAGGUGGAGGACGUCUUUAACGACUCCAAGUUUGACGAGUCCAAGUGGGAGUACAACAACUACUACGGCGUGUUUCUGCUCUCCCGCAUCGGCAAGCCGCCGCCGUGGCCGAUGUUUAUUCCGCCGGUGCGGGAGUUUAUCCGUGACGUGGCGGCCGUGCGAGAGGCGGUCAUGAGCCACCGCAAUCUGCAGGUCCUUGCCGACCAGCGACUUCAGCUGCUUGAGCGGAAGUUCCUGCUGCAUCUUUCGCUGAACAUUUCCAAGGAGGCAGGGAGGAAGGAGGAGAAGGAGUGGAACAGCCGCGACUUUUUCACGGCGCACAAGGUCGACACGAAUGUACAGACCGCGGCCGGCAUGAACGCCCGCACAUUGCUGGAGUUUUUCGUUGAAAAGGCGCUCCACCACGGCCAUGACGUGGUCUUUGAGGAGGACGACCAGCCCGUCACCCUGCGGCAGAUGCUGGAGCGCUGCCAGAUCAACGCCACCCGCAUUACCGUCGAUGAGCUGAACCACCUCAUCAGCUCCAAUCCGCACAUUCGCAACACGUUUUUGGAGGUGGACAACCUCAUGAAGGGACGCUACUUUGCGGAGCUGACCAAGCGCACCCUGGAGUUGUACCAGGAGGACGCCUUCAGCUUUUCCGAGAAUCGGCUGGUGAUUAAGGGGGCUGCGAAGGAUGAGUGGUGGAAGUUGGCGCAGUGGUUCGACCGCUACGGCAUGGCAAGUCCGCAGAAUCGGUGGAUGAUUAAUUUGCCGCGCCAGUACCGCCGCCUCCGACAGGAGGGUGUGGUGCGCAACUUUGGCGAGUACAUAGAUAACCUGUUCCAGCCGCUGUGGGAGAUCAGCCUGCACCCGGCCCAGGACACCAAACUCCACUACUUCCUCACGCACGUGUCGGGGAUGGACUGCGUGGGGGAUGAGUCCAAGAUGGACCUCCCACUCACCGCCACCUACCCGCACGACUGGGACAGCGACCUUAACCCGCCGUACAACCUCUACCUCUACUACUACUGGGCGAACAUCACCACCCUGAACGAGUUUCGCGCCUCCCGCGGCCUGGGAACCUUUUCGUUUCGACCGCAGUGCGGCGAGCUGGGCGGGGUGGAGCACCUCAUCGGUGGAUUUCUGCUCGCCAACGGCAUCAACCACGGCGUCACUCUCAGCCAAAACCCGGUUCUCGAGUACAUGUAUUAUAUAACGCAACUGGGGGUGGCAAUGUCGCCGCUGAGUAACACCGCGGCCGCCUCCGCCUACCUCUCAAACCCGUUUCCGCUCUUCUUUCGCCGCGGCCUUAACGUCAGCCUUGCGACCAAUGAGCCGCUCUACUUUCACUUCACGCGGGAGCCGCUGAUUGAGGAGUAUUCCAUCGCGGCCAAAAUUUGGCAGUUUGAAUUCAAUGACCUCUCUGAGAUUGCGCGGAAUAGCGUGAAAAAAAGUGGGUUUCCGCCUACCUGGAAGGAAAACGCCCUCGGAAGGUUGUACCACCUGAACUCGGCACUCGGCAACGAUGUGCGGAAGAGUCGUGUCUCGGACAUCCGUGUCGCAUAUCGCUACGAGGCGUACCACUCGGAGCUGGACUUUCUCUCAGGGCAGCUCUCGGGGGGACGGCAGAUGCCGCGGGCGAUGCGCCUGCUCGAGGAGGAAAUUGCCGUCUACGAGGAGGUCAUGCAGACCAAAGUGGUGCUGCCGGCCGUGGCGGACGAGGACGAGGGGCGGGAGGAGACACGCAGCCCAGCGGCCCGGGUAGUGCGGCUCAAGGCAGACUUGGAGGCGCUGGAGCGCGACAUGCAGCGCAUGCAGUUCCUCACCACGCAGUUGGGGAGCGAAAACCGGGGCAUUGUGGAGGCCUUCAACCGGAUCCGAGCGAAACUAGCAACGGAGGGCCUUGUUGUGAUGGGGAACCUCACCAACCGCCCCGCCUCACAAAGCGCAAACGGCGUCGCAGCCGGCAAGACAAACGACGACGGCAGCGGCAGCGGCGGCGGCGGGGGCGGCGUCCGUGAGAAUCACGUCAAGGAGUCUGCCUAA